Molecule: messenger RNA, 4592 nt
Organism: Carassius auratus (goldfish)
Lineage: Eukaryota; Metazoa; Chordata; Actinopteri; Cypriniformes; Cyprinidae
Product: protein NLRC3-like
Exons: 6
Coding region: 1-2076 (691 amino acids)
Molecular function (GO): protein binding
Source: RefSeq, a predicted model, not a curated record
AUGAUUUUGGAAAGUCUGGUGCUCCUUCCCUCUUCUCUCAUCUGGAUCACCUCCAGACCAGCAGCAGCCAAUCAGAUCCCCUCCAAAUACAUCCACCGUCGGACAGAAAUUCAGGGAUUCACUGAGCCUCAGAAGGAGGAAUAUUUCAGGAAGAGAAUCAGUGAUGAGCAUCAAGCCAGCAGAAUCAUCUCACACAUAAGAAGAGCAAGAUAUCUUCACAUCAUGUGCCACAUCCCCGUCUUCUGCUGGAUCUCAUCCACUGUGCUUCAGAAGCUUCUGGAAGAAGAUCUGAGAGCAGAAAUCCCUCAAACACUGACUGAAAUCUACAUCCAUUUCCUGCUGAUUCAGAUCAACAUGAGGAAGCAGAAGUAUGAAGAGAGAGAUCCAGAGAAACAACUGCAGUCCAACAGAGAAGUGAUUGUGAAACUUGCUGAAGUGGCUUUCAAACAGCUGAUGAAGGGCAAUGUGAUGUUCUAUGAGGAGGACCUGAUUGAGAGCAGCAUAGACGUUACUGAUGCAUCAGUGUAUUCUGGGAUUUGCACUGAGAUCUUUAAGGAGGAAUCUGUGAUUCAUCAGAGGAAAGUCUACAGCUUCAUUCAUCUGAGCGUUCAGGAGUUUCUUGCUGCUUUCUAUGUGUUUUACUACCAUGUAAAUGAAAUUGUGAAGGGACUGAAGAAUUUUGUUUCUGUAAGAAAUGUGCUUAAAAUAACAGUGGAUGAAGCCCUUGAGAGUGAGAAUGGCCAUUUGGAUCUGUUCCUGCGGUUCCUGCUGGGCGUCUCACUGGAGUACAAUCAGAGACUCUUACAGGAUCUACUGACACACACAGAGAACAGCUCAGAGAGUAUCAGGAGAACCACACAGUACAUUAAAGAGAAGAUCAAAGAUGGACAUGGACUCUCCACUGAAAGAUCCAUCAAUCUGUUCCUCUGUCUGCUGGAAGUGAAAGAUCAGACUCUGUCCACAGAGAUUCAGGAGUUUGUGAAUUCAGACAAACACUCAGAGAAGAAACUCUCUCCUGCUCACUGCUCAACCAUCGCCUACAUGCUUCAGGUGUUAGAGGAGCCACUGGAUGAGCUCGACCUCAAGAAAUACAACACAUCAGAUGAGGGGAGAAGAAGACUCAUACCAGCUGUGAUCAACUGCAGAAAAGCCCUAUUUGCUGGUUGUAAUCUAACUGGUCAGUCCUGUGAAAUUGUGUCAUCAGUUCUCCAAUCUUCAAACUCUGUCCUGAGAGAACUGGAUCUAAGUAACAAUGACCUGCAGGAUUCAGGAGUGAAGCUGCUCUCCAAUGGACUGAAGAGACUAAACUGUCAGCUGGAGAUACUGAGGUUGUCUGGCUGUAUGGUGACAGAGGAAGGCUGUGGUUAUUUGUCUUCAGCUCUGAGUUCAAACCCCUCACAUCUGAGAGAGCUGGAUCUGAGCUACAAUCACCCAGGACCAUCAGGAGUCCAGCUGCUCAAACACAAACUGGAGAAUCCAAAUUAUAAGCUGGAGACACUCAAUGUGGAUCAUGCAGAAAAUUAUAGAAUCACACAAGGACUGAGAAAAUAUGCCUGUGAUCUCACACUGGAUCCAAACACAGCACACACUCAACUCAUCCUCUCUGAGGGAUACAGGAAGGUAACUUAUGUCAAAGAGAAUCAGCUGUAUCCUGAUCAUCCAGAGAGAUUUGAUCAUCAGGAGCAGGUUCUAUGUAAAGAACGUUUGACUGGACGCUGUUACUGGGAGGUUGAGUGGAGCGGCUGGGUCCAUGUAGCAGUGGCAUAUAAAAGGAUCAAAGAAAAAAGUGGAACUGACUUUUGGUUUGGAUUCAAUGAUAAAUCCUGGAGUCUGUACUGCACUGAAAAGAGAUACACUGCCUGGCACGAGAAGAAGAAAACUGACAUACUGAGCUGUUCAUCCUCUAAUAGAGUAGGAGUGUAUGUGGAUGUGUCGGCUGGCACUCUGUCUUACUUCAGUGUCUCUGACACACAGACACUUACACACAUACACACAUUCAACACCACAUUCACUGAACCCCUAUAUGCUGGGUUCAGAGUUUAUGAGUCCUCACUGUCUUUGUGUCAGAAUAAAUGAUCUUGUGGUGAGAUCACACCCCUUUAUGGAUACAUUAGCAAUUGAAUUGCCAUCGGUUAAUAAUUGUUUAUAGCUUUCUUGUCAGGCUUAAAUACUAUCAUUUAUUUAUUUAUUUAUGCAGUGCCUUGUGAAAGUAUUUAUACCCCUUAAUUUUUUCACUUUUUUAUGUUGCUGCCUUAUGUUAAGCUGCUUUUAACUACUUUUUCCCCACAUCACACAUAAUGCUAAAGCUAAAAACAUUUUUCAACAUCUUUGCAUUCCAUUGCAUAAGUAUGCACACCCUUAUCUGGGACAGUUGAAAUUUAGCUCAGGAGCAUUCAUAUUGCUUAUAGACGUUACUACACUUCAAGUGAAGUUAACUUCAUGUUGCUUAUAGAUGUUACUACACUUCAAGUGAAGUUAACUUGUGGCAAAUACAAUUGAAUGGUUAUGAUUUGGAAAGACACACAUACCUUAAUAAAAGGUCUAAUAGCUGAUAAUGCAUAUUAGAGCAAACAUCAAGCACUGAGGUCAAAAUGACUGCUUGUGGAGCUCAGAAACAGGUUUGUGUCAAGUCACACAUCGUAUAUAUACAAAUUGGAUAUCAUGAUUAUCUCACAAUUCUGAAGAAAAAAGAUUUGAAAACUAAACAAAAUAAUUUACUAGUUGUUUUGAAACAUUUUCACUGCUUAAGUCUUUAAAAAAUAUAUUAAUUUGAACAAAAUUUAAAAAGGAAGAGUAUAAACGUGACAAUACAUACACGUGUUAAGAUACUUUAGUUUCGAAGGCUACUAUAGGGAAUAAGUGUUUAUACCCAUGCUAUGAACUUUUAUCCCAGUACUUAUGUUAAUUAAAUGUCUGUAACACAGAAAUUAUGUGUGGCUGAAAAUGCUUUUUGUGUUGCUCUUUCUGGAUCAGCUGCAGCAUUAAUGAUUCAUUAACAUGGCAGCUACAAAAAGCUCCACUAACACUUGCGAUGUGAAAUAGUCAUAAGACAUAGCUGAAUCAUUGUCUUUCAGGAAUAAGAUUGUUAUGUUUGAUUAAAAUGAGAUUGCGAUCUUUAAACAAUUAACUGUGCAACUCUAAUGUAAACUGCAAAAUGUUCUGGGAGGAUAUGAGGUUCUCGCGAAAAUCGCUGGAUCUUGCGGGACACCUCAGAUUUUGAGAUCUCGUACCAUGAGAUAUUGUCAAAUCCCUAAUAUAUACAUAUACAUAUAAUGAAAAGAAAGUAAGAAGAUAGAAUAGAAAAAUAAAAGUUUUAAAAUGUGAAUAGAGAGUGCAAGUUUUACAGGGUGAAGUAUGUGUGUGUGUUUGUAUUAUUAUUAUUAGUAGUAGUAGUAUUAGUAUCAUUUAAGACUAAUGGGAAAAUAAAAGUUGGAGGUGUGGCCCCGAGUGGCCAUCAGGACAAUUGUAAGUUAGGCUGCUCAUAAAUUGGGCCAGCGGGUACCACUUAAACUCAAAAGCAUUUUCAAACAUGACACAAAAUACUGUUGUCUAGUUUAUUUUCAAUUAACAGAUACAGAAAGCAGCAAAUUGGCUUUUUUGUUAGCGGUAAAGAAAUAUUGAAAAUAAUGAUAAUAACAACAACAAUAAUAAUUUAACAUAUGUUUACUGUGACUUAUAAUAAUUAUUUAUAAUUAAAAAUAACUGCAGGCACUGCAAUGCAAUCUCAAUGAGUUCCGGGAGGGCUCGCACUAACAUGCUUUCGUCAAUGUGCAUAACUUGUGCAACGACUGGUGGGAAUGGUGACAUCCAAUAAUAUUUAAAAACUAUUUGGAAUUUAAAAAAUAAGAAAAAAUGAAAAACUACAAAAUGAGAAACUACUUUAAUAUCUUUAUAAAAAAAAACAAAAAAACAGUUCUUUCAGUGUAGAUUAAUUCUAUCGUGUCAUUGAAAGAAAUACCAUUGAUUCAUCGUAGCUAUUAGGAUUAAUUGGCAAUUAAAGAAUUAAGACCACCAAAACCAAAUUUAAACAUCAAACAAGUAUCCACAAAGGGCGCAAAGUCAUAUAAACAAGAAUUUUCUAGGAGUGGUAUGAGUGGAGAAAAAGGCUUGCAGGCUGUGAAAUAGCUGACGGUUUAUUCUGCUCAUUUACCGCUGCAUUUUGUGCCAUCGCGAGAGUGUGACAGACAUUGCAUGGACAACUACAGGUGUCACCGACAUGCAUCAUCUCUCGGAGAAGGUGAAAGAUGCAUAUGGAUAGUAGGGGAGCAGUGUCAUAUAAGUGAGAAAUGUGAUAUAAAUGAGCAGUGCAAUACAAAUGAGCAAUGUAAUAUAAAUGAGUUGUGUAAACAGUGAUUUAUGUGACUUCAAUUAUUUAUUAUUAAACUGAAAUUGAAGUAAAAACAAUUUUUUUGGGAAAAACCACAUCCUGCCGUUAGUUUUCAUUUGCUGCCGAAUUGUGUUAACAUGCAUAUAGAAACAUAAGGAGAACAAGAGAUUGAUUCCUAAUGUCAGUUUAUUUUUAAUUAAUACUAUAGUAGCUCAGGGCCUGGUUCCCCGAUAACGCUCACUCUUAGACUCUAAAAAUAUAUCUU